Thermothelomyces thermophilus ATCC 42464 is the source of this 3606-nucleotide messenger RNA. RefSeq lists its product as uncharacterized. The record is from RefSeq and is a predicted model, not a curated record. The transcript is spliced from 4 exons. The coding region runs from base 118 to 3363 and encodes 1081 amino acids. Lineage: Eukaryota; Fungi; Ascomycota; Sordariomycetes; Sordariales; Chaetomiaceae. Gene Ontology annotation, cellular component: membrane. Gene Ontology annotation, molecular function: ATP binding; ABC-type transporter activity; ATP hydrolysis activity.
GUUCCCCGACCUGGGUGUCCCAACAACCAAGGCAGCUGCGCUCUCCUCCCGCAUAUCGCCGGCUUGACUGCCGCGGAUCUUUCAUCAUCAGGCAACAUUCGACCGCCCUCCGCCAGCAUGGCGACCCGACUAUCGCGUGCGCUCGUUGUCACGGCGCUGUCGCUGUCAUGCGUCGCCUCGGCUUACAACAACUACACGUCAGCCGACAUGCUACAGGCACAAGCAGCACUGAUGGCAGACCGUCCCAAGGACUGUCCUCCGUGCUUUAACUGCAAUCUUCCUAUCAACAGCUGUGGCCAGUUCGCCCCGUGCAAUGGGUACACCGGAAAGUGCGACUGCCCGGCGGGCUUUGGCGGCGACAACUGUCUCGAACCCCUCUGCGGCUCCCUUCCCCGAGGCCAGAACCGCCCGGCGCGGCAGGGGAAGUCCUGCAAAUGCGACGAAGGAUGGACGGGCAUCAACUGUAACGUGUGCACCAGUGACCGCGCAUGCGAUGCCAUGACGGAAACGGGCGACGGUGGCGUCUGCUACACCGGCGGCGAGGUGGUGAAGCAAAACUACCAGAUGUGCGACGUCACAAACAGGGCGAUCCGGGAUCUUCUUGGCACCCAAGUGCCCCAGGUAACCUUCACCUGCGAGAAGGAGUCUGGGGAGUGUGAUUUUCAAUUCUGGGUUGAUGAGCGGGAGUCCUUCAUGUGCCACCUGAACGAGUGCGAAUCGAGCGCCGACUUCGAUUCCUCUGCGGGGAAGAACACGACGUCCUACAAGUGCGAGAAGAUCCGCUGCGAGUGUAUCCCCGACCGCAUGCUCUGCGGCGCCAACGGCUCUGUCGACCUCACCGAAUUCCUCGUCGAAGUGAUCCGCGGUCCCGCAAGUUUCGGCUGCGAGCAACUAGCCGGCGGACCGAAGAAGUGCGCGUUCCAAGAGCCGGAAAUGAACAAACUGAUUAGCGACAUGUUCGGAGAUAUGAGCAUCCUCCUCACCUGUAACGCCGGAGAAUGUCUGUACCACACCGAGGUGCCCGGAUUCUCGCCCGAGAUCCCCAAGAUCAACACGCCACUGAUCGCCGGCGUUAUCGCCGGCUGUUCGCUCUUUCUCGUUGCCGUCAUUCUAGGGACCUGGUACUUGUCGAGAAGGCAGUUCAAGUAUGGGCCGAUUCACCUGGACGACUCGGACGACGAGGCGAUCAAGCUCAUGACGGACCACAAGCCGGCAUCCCUGUAUUUCCAGAACGUCUGCUACAGCCUCAACGGCAAGGAUAUCCUGUCGGGCAUCCAGGGCAUGGCCCAUCCCGGCGAGCUUACCGCCAUCAUGGGCGCUUCGGGGGCGGGCAAAACGACGUUUCUGGAUAUUCUUGCUCGCAAGAACAAGCGCGGCCACGUGUCCGGAGACUUCUACGUCAAUGGCGAGAAGGUCAGCGAUGCGGACUACAAGAACGCCACCGGCUUUGUCGAUCAAGAGGAUACGAUGCUCCCUACCUUGACAGUGCACGAGACCAUCCUCACGAGCGCCCUGCUUCGCCUCCCGCGGGACAUGACGCGCGCGGCCAAGGAGCAGAGAGUCUUCGAGGUAGAGAAGCAGCUGGGCAUCUACCACAUCCGAGACUCGCUCAUCGGAUCCGAAGAGGGCAAGGGGCGCGGCAUUUCUGGCGGUGAGAAGCGGCGCGUCAGCAUUGCGUGCGAGCUAGUAACGAGUCCUUCCAUCCUCUUCCUCGACGAGCCCACAAGUGGCCUCGACGCCUACAACGCCUAUAAUGUCAUUGAAUGCCUGGUCACCCUCGCCAAGACGUAUAAGCGCACCGUCAUUUUCACCAUCCACCAGCCCAGAUCCAACAUUGUCGCGCUCUUCGACCGCCUCAUCCUGCUGGCUCAGGGGAAGACGGUCUACUCCGGCCCGCUGCAUCAGUGCCAGGACUACUUCGACCGUAUAGGAUACAGCUGCCCGCCCGGGUUCAACAUUGCGGAUUACCUCGUGGAUCUGACCAUGCAUGCCGGCUCCACCACCUCCUUUGACGAUGGCACUAUCUCGGCAGACGUGGCGAGCGUUGGUCCUAGCAGCACCAGGGCAGUCAAGUCCAUCGCGAGCAUCUCCGGCGGCAGCGCCGGCGACGACAGCACGGUGGACGCAUCCCCGUCCCGUCCGAGAAGCCGGCGGCAUGAUUCUGUGCGGCUCAGGCAGGAACGAGAGCUCUUCACCCGCCGCAAGCAACCUGUAGACACGGCCGCCUCUUCGGACGCCGGGGACGAGAUCGGGGCUUACAGACUUCAGCAGACGCCUCACCGCGUGCCACCGCACAACCUCGACGAGCAUGACGACUUGCUGCCUCCAGCGUCCACCGGCACGGACCUCGACAUUCUCGUGCGCUCCUAUAUCCAGUCCGACAUUGCGGGAAACACGCACGACGAGAUUCAGCAAGCCAUCGCCGCAGCGGUUAGCACUAACGGCCAGAACUCCAACGGCUACUCGGUCGAUGGUCCCAACAUCAACAACAACAGCACUCCCACCAUGGGCCGCGGCUACGCACGUAUCGGCUAUUGGCGACAGUUCGUGCUGCUCUCCCGGCGCACCUGGCGCAACCUCUACCGCAACCCGAUGCUUAUGCUCACGCACUACGCCAUCGCCAUCCUGCUGGCCGUCUUUGCGGGCUACCUCUUCUACGGGCUGUCCAUGGACAUCGCCGGCUUCCAGAACCGCCUCGGCCUCUUCUUCUUCAUCCUCGCCCUCUUCGGCUUCAGCACCCUCACCAGCCUCUCCGUCUUCUCCCAGGAGCGUCUGCUGUUUGUCCGCGAGCGCGCCAACGGAUACUACUCGCCCGUCACGUACUUUGCCGCCAAGGUGCUGUUUGACAUUGUCCCGCUGCGCAUCAUCCCGCCCAUCCUGCUCGGCGCCAUCGUCUACCCGAUGACGGGGCUCGUUGCCUCGGUGGACAAGUUCCUGAUCUUUAUGCUGGUGCUGGUGCUGUUCAACCUCGCCGCGGCCGCGAUAUGCCUGUUUAUCGGCAUCGUCUGCAAAGACGGCGGCGUGGCCAACCUCAUCGGGAGCCUGGUCAUGCUCUUCAGCCUGCUGUUCGCCGGCCUGCUCCUGAAUCACAACGCUAUCCCGCCCGCCGCCCUGUGGCUGCAGUGGCUGUCCAUCUUCCACUACGGCUUCGAGGCGUUGAUUGUCAACGAGGUCACGCAGCUGACGCUGAUCGAUCACAAGAUCGGCAUCGAUAUCACGGUACCCGGUGCGGCGAUCCUGAGCUCUUUUGGAUUUGAUAACCAGGCGAUGUGGCCGGAUAUCAUCAACCUUGGGAUCUUCGGAGCCGUUUUUAUCGUGCUGGCAUACGGCGCGAUGCACGUGUUGCUUGUCGAGAGGCGCUAAUUAGGGGAAAGGGGUUGCCCCAUUUUUUUUAUUUUGUUUUCCUUCCGAGAAUCUUUUUUAAGGAGAGUCUUGUGGUUAUCUAUUUUCGUGGGAACGCAUCACGAGCGAGAUAGAGAUGGGUACUUGUUUUGUUCUGUCGUGUUGCUGCCUGACGCAGCUUCACAGGGAGCAUACUGGUAGUUAGUUACGGUAAACUUUUGGGACUUGGGGCGUUAGAAGGAGCACACAAAUGUUCUGCAGACA